Elephantulus edwardii (Cape elephant shrew) is the source of this 1287-nucleotide messenger RNA. It is a transcript of the gene GDF2, whose product is annotated as growth differentiation factor 2. NCBI's taxonomy places the organism in Eukaryota, Metazoa, Chordata, Mammalia, Macroscelidea, Macroscelididae. The transcript is spliced from 2 exons. Gene Ontology annotation, molecular function: growth factor activity; cytokine activity. Gene Ontology annotation, biological process: SMAD protein signal transduction; BMP signaling pathway. The record is from RefSeq and is a predicted model, not a curated record. The coding region runs from base 1 to 1287 and encodes 428 amino acids. Gene Ontology annotation, cellular component: extracellular region.
AUGAGCACUAUGGCUCUGUGGGGAGUUUUGCUCCUGUUCUCCCUCUUGGCUUGCUCCCUACAAGCAAAGCCACUGGAGAGCUGGGGGCAUGUGUCUACUGGAGGCAAUGCCCACACCAUGCUAGAAGAGUCACAGAGGAACCAGAAUGAGAACGCCUUUGACUUGAAGAUGUUUCUGGAGAACAUGAAGGUGGACUUCCUGCGCAGCCUCAGACUGAGUGGUGUCCCUUCCCAAAACAAAACCAGAGUGGAGCCACCACAGUACAUGAUCGACUUAUACAACAGGUACAUCACUAACAAGUCAUCCAUCCCAGCCUCCAACAUCGUGCGGAGCUUCAGUGUGGAAGAUGCUGUCUCUAUGACUGCCACAGAAGACUUCCCAUUUCAAAAACACAUAUUGCUCUUCAACAUCUCCAUCCCCAGACAUGAGCUGAUCACCAGGGCUGAGCUCCGCCUCUAUAUCUCCUGUCAAAAUCACGAAGACUCCUCUCAUGAGCUGAAAGGAAGCAUGGCUAUUUAUGAUAUUAUUGAGCGAGCAGAUUCCUGGGAUUGUUCCAUGAGAAUGAAGACAUUUCUCGUAUCCCAGGACAUUCGGGAUCAGGGAUGGGAGACCUUUGAAGUCUCCAGUGCAGUGAAGCGGUGGGUCAGGGAAGACUCCACUAAGAGCAAAAAUAAACUGGAAGUGUUGGUGGAAAGUCACAGGAAAGGCUGUGACAAGCUGGACAUUAGCGUCCCCCCGGGUUCCAGAAACUUGCCCUUCUUUGUCGUCUUCUCCAAUGACCGAAGCAAUGGCACAAAGGAGACCAAACUGGAGCUCAGGGAGAUGAUUGGUCAUGAGCAGGACAGCAUGUUCAAGAAGUCCAAGAGCAAUCCAAAGGAAAAAGGAGAGGGAAAAAUUGAUGAGGAGAAAAUGGAUGGCCACAUGGCCACAAGACCUUUAGCCAGACAGAAAAGGAGUGCUGGUGCCAGCAGCCACUGUCAGAAAACCUCAUUGCGGGUAAACUUUGAAGACAUUGGCUGGGACAACUGGAUUAUUGCACCUAAGGAGUAUGAUGCAUAUGAGUGUAAAGGCGGUUGCUUUUCCCCCCUUGCUGAUGAUGUUACUCCAACAAAACAUGCUAUUGUGCAGACCUUGGUGCAUCUCAAGUUCCCCACGAAAGUUGGUAAGGCCUGCUGUGUACCUACCAAGUUGAGCCCCAUCUCCAUCCUCUACAAAGAUGACAUGGGCAUCCCUACCUUGAAGUACCACUAUGAAGGAAUGAGUGUGGCAGAGUGUGGGUGUAGAUAA